AUGUCAAAGAAGCGUGAUGGUGAUGAUAGUGGCGACGAUGAGAUAACGAUUACAAACAAGAAGCCCAAAAACGAGCUCAUCAUUGAGGAGAUAAGCGAUUCCGGCUUCCUCGCAGAGCACAGAAUUGAUGGGAUGGACGGUGGCGACAUGCAAUACAAAGCAGAUCUCUUUCCCGUAGAGGAGGCUGACGAGCUGUACGCUCAAGUGCUUAAUCUCGAGCGUUACAGACCGACGCUCAAGAUAUUUGGUAAAGACGUCAUCCAAUCGAGACAAGUGGCUGUCUUCGCGAUAGAGCGCGAGCGCGCACAGAUGAAAUAUAGCAACCACGACGCUAAAGUAGAUUAUCCAUUUCCUGCGGUAAUCAAUCGGAUAGCAAAACGGUUGAGAGAGGUGUGUGGUGUUGAUUUCACCCACUGCAUGGUCAAUUACUACGCUGAUGGCGAUACAUACAUCGGCAAGCACUCGGAUAAUCUCAACAAUCAGGUUAUUGCGACUGUUAGCCUGGGCGCAGUGAGAACUAUGCACCUCUCCCCCCAGACAACAAAAGCAGCACUCAAAGUUUACCCACAUGUAGACGUCCCUGGUCGCCAGAAGCUCGCUCUCAAGUUGGCACACGGUUCUUUGUUCGGUAGGGAGAAACCCAAAGAUUUUGGAAACACGAGAUCAGAAAAGAGCAGAAAAUCAAGACAGGUCGCAUCAGUUUGA
Wallemia ichthyophaga EXF-994 is the source of this 705-nucleotide messenger RNA. RefSeq lists its product as uncharacterized. Gene Ontology annotation, molecular function: dioxygenase activity. NCBI's taxonomy places the organism in Eukaryota, Fungi, Basidiomycota, Wallemiomycetes, Wallemiales, Wallemiaceae. The coding region runs from base 1 to 705 and encodes 234 amino acids. Gene Ontology annotation, biological process: DNA alkylation repair; DNA repair. Gene Ontology annotation, cellular component: nucleus. The transcript has 2 exons. The record is from RefSeq and is a predicted model, not a curated record.